ACACUCUCUCCGGUUUUAACACUGUUGCUGCCUCAGGAUUGAAAAGUCGGCAUCAGUUUUAAUAUGUUCCGAGCAAAGUGCCCAAAGUGGCUUUUAUUUAUUGUGUCACUGUUGAUGGUGAGCUGUCACGGCGCCCAACACUCCGCUAAACAAGGUGCCCAUGGUCAUGAUCGUGCCGCGCUGGGCAAAGUGGAAACAUUUGGUUUCACCUUUAAUUCAACGAACAUGACUCAUUUUGUUUAUGGGAUUGCUGCAAAUGCAGUUGCUGUCUUGUUGUAUGGGAGCAACUUUGUUCCCAUCAAAAGGAUAGAAACAGGCGAUGGGAUGUUUUUUCAGUGGGUAAACUGUGCAGCCAUAUGGGUCGUGUCUAUGCUCGGAGACUUGAUGCUGCAGUCGCCCAAAUUCCACCCUUUUGCGAUGCUUGGCGGUGCGAUUUGGGCCACAGGAAAUUUAGCAGUUGUUCCAAUUGUGAAAGCGAUUGGUCUUGGUCUUGGAACCUUAUUUUGGGGAUCCUCCAGUUUGUUGGUGGGUUGGGCCACUGCGAGGUUUGGGUGGUUUGGGAUUGAUGCUGAGGACGUUCCCAGGCCAAUACUGAAUUACUGCGGAGCUGGACUGUGUCUGCUGAGUGGGCUGAUCUUUUUCUUUGUGAAGGCAGAUGUGGAGUUGCAUCCCGAUUCCGAAUCACUUCCACUACUUAUUGACAGGAGGACAAAUUCAAGCAGUUUUGGACCAAGUUCCUCGGAGUUCUGGAUAGAUGUCAUAGGACCAAAGACCAGGCGGUUCAUAGGCUGCAUGCUGGCCAUCACGUCAGGUCUGCUGUUUGGCGCCUCAUUUGUACCACUCUUCUACAUCAAGACACAUUCAUCAUGUGAGGAUAGCAUUUUCCAUGGAGCCAGUGUCUAUGACCUCGACUAUGUUUACGCACAUUGCUCUGGCAUUUUUCUUGCGAGCACGUUGUACUUUGCCAUCUACUGUGCUGCGAUGAACAACAGACCCAGGGUUUACUCCAGAGCCAUCUUACCAGGUCUGUUGUCUGGGCUGAUGUGGGCAUUGGCUACAUACUGCUGGUUCCUGGCUAAUAACUACUUGAGUGCAGUCAUCACCUUUCCAAUCACCUCUGCAGGAUACAGUCUGGUUGCAGCAAUGUGGGGAUCACUGAUUUUUAAGGAGAUUAAGGGUUUGGCCAACUGCUUUAUCUUUUUUUUGGCCACCUGUGUGGUCCUCGCUGGCUCCUUGCUCACCGCCGUCUCAAAGCUCUAACGCGGCGGAUUGUUGUCUUCCUUCAGCUCCUUGACUGGUUCAGAAAAUGUCCUUGGGUUUUCUUUUAUAUAAAACUCUUUGAAUUAAAUCAGAUUAAACCCAAAUACACGAUAGCAGGGUUCAGUGCAAGGCUCUUUGAUUUGCCAAAUGUCAUUUUGAAUUAACGGGGAUUAUAAUCUGAGCCGACAUCGGGUGGCAGACUCUGACAAGAGCCCCCUCUUCAUGCUGUUUGGUUGGAAGAGAGGAAGUUUGUUCUAUGUUGUUGCUGAAAAUGUUCUUUGUUCACAGAAUAUCCACACGUUUAUCACUUUAGCAGUUUUUUUUCAAAGGGGCUGUAAGGCACAUUUUCAUUCAUACAAUAAACAUGUGGUGGUUUUGUCA
This is a messenger RNA of Solea senegalensis (Senegalese sole), 1641 nucleotides long. It is a transcript of the gene tmem144b, whose product is annotated as transmembrane protein 144b. The transcript has 12 exons. Bases 64 to 1260 code for a protein of 398 amino acids. Gene Ontology annotation, molecular function: carbohydrate transmembrane transporter activity. Gene Ontology annotation, biological process: carbohydrate transmembrane transport. Gene Ontology annotation, cellular component: membrane. NCBI's taxonomy places the organism in Eukaryota, Metazoa, Chordata, Actinopteri, Pleuronectiformes, Soleidae. The record is from RefSeq and is a predicted model, not a curated record.